Rotaria sp. Silwood2 is the source of this 1056-nucleotide messenger RNA. Lineage: Eukaryota; Metazoa; Rotifera; Eurotatoria; Philodinida; Philodinidae. The record is from the annotation of a GenBank genome assembly.
AUGUAUCCCGCUAUUUCCAAUCGAUUAGAAUCGUUAAGCAACGAAUUAUUACUUGAUAUUUUUGAAUAUCUUGAUGCAUACAACUUGUAUCAAACUUUUUACGGAUUGAAUCAUCGUAUUAAUGAUGUUCUUCAAUCUGCUCAUUUACACAUUCUUUACGAUUCAUCAAAUGAAAACAAAACUUGUUGGGAUACACUUAUAUCCUCUGUUAAUCCAUCACAAAUCCGUAUAUUAUCUUGCUAUACGGAUAUUAACAUUGAUAAUCAUUUUUUGUCUUCUGCUAAACAAUAUCUACGGUCCGUUCGUUUAUGUGGAAUGAAUCGACAGUCAAUCAGCACACUAUUGCAGCAUUUUCCAAGUGAUAAUCAAAUUAGACGUUUAUCUAUUAGAGAACAUUCGCGUUCUACAAAUCGAAAUAGUGAUUCUCUCUUUGAUCUUAUAUUAGUCGAUAAUGCUCAUCGUUUUACCUCACUUGUUAACCUUUCAUUAUCAUCUACUCGCUAUAUGAAUGUUACUUCGGUUGCUUCAGUUCGAUUUUUACAGCUUCGUCAUCUAUCGAUUAAUAACUGUUGGUGGUCAACAAAUUUUCUUCAAUUUCUUCAUAAUAAUGUACCAAAUCUCAAAUCACUAAAAUUUAUUGGAUACUAUAACUUGUUGAAUCUACCAUCGGAUUUUGCUUUGAAACAUGUUGAUGAACUGCAUUUGAAUCACUUCAGUAGUUUCGCCAGUCUGCAAAACAUACUUUCUGUUUUUCCUUGUUUACGUCGACUCUAUAUAGGUCAGGGAAAUAGGCGACAAUCUGCAGUCAUCAGUGGUAUUCAAUGGCAGCAGUUGAUUGAAAAUUAUUUGCCUAAUUUGAGACAAUUAACUAUUGAUUUUGGUGACGGAAUUGAUGAAGAUAUUGUAAAAGCAUUCUAUACAGGUGAAUUUUGGUCAACAAAAAAAGUCAGUGUUAAGAUGAUAAUUAACAAAACACAAUCUCGAUAUCGACUUGUCAAAACAAUUUAUUUUGGCCAACAAUGGCAGUUUAGAUAUUUUGACAACUUUGAAUUGUAA